GACGACCGUAUAUUCCUACCAGUGAUACACAACUCGAUCGCUUUCGACACUGCGCAGCGAACGACUCCCUCUAGUUUUCACUCGCGAUUGCCGGUCAUGGAGUCUCAUCCGACGACCAUGGAGUACGAAAAUAGCGAACAUAGACCGUCUUCAGAGGAUACGCAGAUUCCGCACAGUCCCGUUACAGAUGUCGAAAAGGCGUCCGCUCCUGAACGUAGUGAUUCGGACCCACAGCCUUCUCAAAAAGCUAAAGAAGACCCGUUUGGCGAUGAAAAAGACGCCCAAGUCAAAUAUCGAACGCUGACAUGGUGGCAAGCGGGCUUCAUUAUGAUCGCGGAGACCAUCUCUUUGGGCAUUUUGUCUCUCCCCUCUGCGUUAGCGGCUAUCGGACUGGUACCUGGCCUCAUUCUCCUGUUGAGUCUAGGUGUGCUUGCAACCUACACGGGAUAUGUAAUCGGCCAGUUCAAGAUCAAAUAUCCUUUUGUGCAUAGCUUAGGUGAUGUCGGCGAGGUUCUUCUUGGGCCAUGGGGCCGAGAAAUAGGUGGAGCAGCGCAGACCAUCUUCCUCAUCUUUGUUAUGGGAAGUCACAUCCUGACAUUCACAAUCGCAAUGAAUGUCAUUACAGGACACGCAACAUGCACGAUUAUAUGGGGCGUCGUCGCAUUUGUAGUCUUAUGGCUAUGCACACUACCGAGAACUUUGGAGAAAGUAUCUUAUCUCAGUAUAGCUUCAUUUGCGUCCAUUGUCGCCGCUGUACUUAUCACGAUGAUCGGCGUAGGGGUCGACCCAGCACCAAAUCUGCAGCUGCACGCCACCCGCGAGAUUGCCUUUGUCCCAGCUUUCCUGGCAGUUUGCAACAUCAUCUUCGCCUAUGCAGGUCAUGUCGCCUUCUUCAGCUUCAUCAGCGAGCUCCGUGAUCCCAGGGACUUCCCGAAAUCUCUCAUCAUGCUCCAGACUACCGACAUCACUAUGUACACUAUUGUGGCUAUCGUAGUCUAUCGUUACGCAGGAUCCGAAGUUGCAAGCCCCGCCCUGGGAAGUACGAGCCAUACCGUGAUGAAGGUUGCGUAUGGAGUUGCACUACCAACUAUCCUCCUCGCAGGUGUCAUCUACGGUCACGUUGCUAGUAAAUACGUCUACGUGCGACUCUUCCGCGGGACCAAGCACAUGUCCACACGAACACCUCUUGCGCUCGGUACCUGGGCUGGCAUCACCUUUGUCUUCUGGCUCAUCGCAUGGAUCAUCGCUCAAUCGAUCCCCUCGUUUAGUACGCUUCUCGGUCUCAUUUCAGCACUCUUUGCUUCAUGGUUUACGUACGGUAUGAGCGGCGCCUUGUGGCUAUACCUCAACCACGGCAGAUACACCCAGAACUGGAAGAAAAUGUGUUUGACGGCGUUGAACAUCUGGUUGGUAAUUAUGGGUUUCGUCAUCUGUGGUGUGGGCCUAUAUGCAAGUGGGAAGACCAUACAUGAAAACACUGGCGGGGCAAGCUGGACUUGUGGGGAUAAUAGUUUGUAA
This is a messenger RNA of Periconia digitata, 1518 nucleotides long. The record is from the annotation of a GenBank genome assembly. Lineage: Eukaryota; Fungi; Ascomycota; Dothideomycetes; Pleosporales; Periconiaceae.